Messenger RNA from Actinia tenebrosa (Australian red waratah sea anemone), 1253 nucleotides. Its product is annotated as sulfotransferase 1C2. Gene Ontology annotation, molecular function: sulfotransferase activity. The record is from RefSeq and is a predicted model, not a curated record. NCBI's taxonomy places the organism in Eukaryota, Metazoa, Cnidaria, Anthozoa, Actiniaria, Actiniidae.
UUCUCAGGAGAUUGAAAUUAUUGUGUUUUGUCCUCCAAAUUGAGUUGCUAUGACGUCACAUGCAAGGGGUCUUUAUGGCAGCCGGAUAAUAAUAACUGUCCAAGACCACAGACUCGUAUUCUAUUUAUCAUUCAUCGUUCAUCCCUCGACUCCUUCAUAAACAUGUCGGUGAUACAGACUCAGGAUCGAGCCGUGCCACUAAAGUACAAGCAUCCAGUUCUAUUUAGUGAGAUCGAUGGAGUUAUUCAUAUGCCUGGGGCAACGAAAGAGAUACUACAAACUGUUUCUAAACUAGAAACUAAAAACACUGAUGUAAUUAUUGCCACAUGGCCCAAGUCAGGCACAACAUGGGCAAUGGAGAUUGUAUGGCAGAUAUUCAACGAUGCUCAGAUCAGUAAUACCAGAAUUGAUCAGAAAGUGAAGUUCAUUGAACUCUUGUAUAUGCCAAGCUCUUCUGGCGACUUUCACUCCCCUGAAGAUGUAAAAAAAGCAUUCGAAAACCUCUCAUCGCCUCGUCUUCUGAAGACACAUUUACCUUAUAGCCUUGUCCCAAAGGGAGACAUCAACAACAACAACGGCGCGAAGAUUAUUUGGGUUGUUCGUAACCCUAAAGACUGUGCUGUGUCGUAUUAUCAUCACUAUAACGGCUUUGCUAUCCUGGACUGUGAUUGCACCUGGGAUGAAUUUUUCGAGCAUUUCAUGAAUGGAAAAUUGGUCGGCGGUUGCUGGUUCCAAUACACGCGCGAAUGGUGGCAACACAGACACGAUCCAAAGAUCCUCGUCAUCAAGUACGAAGACCUGAAGAAAGAUGCUAAGAAAACCAUCCAAAAGAUCGCAUCGUUUGUCAACAAACCCGUCAAUGAAAAGCUACUUCAGCGAAUCGUUGAGCAGACGACAUUCAGAGCCAUGCAAAAUCGCCCGGCGUUCGACCACAGCUGGUUUGGGAAGAAACCUGGGUUCGAGUUUAACUUCAUCAGGAAAGGCAAGGUUGGAGAUUGGGCGAAAUAUUUCACGGAUGAACAGAACAAGAGAUUUGAGGAGCGUUUUGAUAAAGAAAUGAAAGGUAGUGGACUUACGAUGGAUUUCUUUAACUAUACUGAAUAAAUGAUCAGAUAUAACGAAUGACGUAAUUUGUUGUUACGUAGCCUAGCGAAGGGGACACUAGAGAAAAACGUUUGCACAUGCGUGCACUUCAGCACGUUUUCUAAGAAUUAUGUAGAGAGUUUGAGUGAGAAAAUAAAUGUUUGUUUUCU